AUGCAGACGCGGCGCUUCCUCCGCUCGUUGCAGGACUACCUUCGAUCGGCAUUGAGCCAGGGGCAGCCGAUCGCUAUCCUAGGCCUGGUGCUUGUCGUCGGCCUCGUCUUCUCCACCAUGCAGAUCUUCCUCAAGGAUGACAAGGUCGGAGUCGGGCAUCUCAUUCCAGCUGGGUCGAUGUGCGCGAAUCAAGAAGACAUGUAUGAUGCGGAGGCGCGUCGAUGCCAGAUGGGCAACAAGUAUGCCUACGCCUACCUCCUCCGACACUCCUGGGUCAUGUGUGCCCCCAACAUGCCAGGAGCGAAAAUCCUGAGAAAGAGCGAAGUGAAGUACAAGACUUGA
Molecule: messenger RNA, 342 nt
Organism: Guillardia theta CCMP2712
Lineage: Eukaryota; Cryptophyceae; Pyrenomonadales; Geminigeraceae
Exons: 7
Coding region: 1-342 (113 amino acids)
Source: RefSeq, a predicted model, not a curated record